Trichomonas vaginalis G3 is the source of this 861-nucleotide messenger RNA. RefSeq names its product MYB-like protein J-related family. The coding region runs from base 1 to 861 and encodes 286 amino acids. The transcript has a single exon. Gene Ontology annotation, molecular function: transcription coactivator activity; chromatin binding. Gene Ontology annotation, cellular component: nucleus. Lineage: Eukaryota; Parabasalia; Trichomonadida; Trichomonadidae. The record is from RefSeq and is a predicted model, not a curated record. Gene Ontology annotation, biological process: regulation of transcription by RNA polymerase II; chromatin remodeling.
AUGCCACCGCAAUUAGAUUUUUUCACAAUUGGAGAUGAUGAAAUAUCAGAUCCUUCACUUUCUUCACCUAAAAAUUUAAAAGCUCAUCGAAAAAACGUUUGUUCAACAUAUGGAGAGUGGUCAGGAUAUAUGCCAAAGAGACAUGAUUUUGAUUCAGAGUUUAAUCGAAGUGCAGAAAGCGAUAUUCAUGAUUUAUUUUUCGAUAAUACGUUUGAUACAGAAAAUACUUUUGAAGAAAAGCUCAAUUUACUCAGAAAAUAUUCUGAUUCCGUUGAACUUCGUGAAAAGUCUCAUCAAUUUGUUGAAAACGAAAAUUUGAUAAAUGAACACCUCGGAAAGAAAGUAGAGAAGUAUCAUCCGAAAGAUGACAUUGAUAAGCUUCUGUUCCCAUUUAUGAAGUACGUCAGCUUUGAAAAACUAAAAGAAAUUAAAAAAAGAUUAUUAACAGAUCAAGAAUCAAUUAAAAACGCCGAACUUAUAGAAGAAUUGAUCAACGAAGGUGCCUCAUCAAAUUUAACAGUCAACUGCAUUCAAAUAAUGAGACAAGUCCAAAAUAAGCCAGAAUUAACUCAAUUGAAUGUUCAUAAGAAAAUAUCAAUGCUUUUAGAGACACUUGAGAGUAAAGCCGAACUACCAAAAGCAUAUUUGUCCACUCAAGAAAUCCAAUUUUGCGAAAAUACGUGUCUUGACCCUCAGAAAUAUAUAGAACUUAAGGAUCAAUUAAUGUUAGAGUAUAUUAAAGAAGGUAAUCCAUUUUCUCGAGAAGAUUUGAAGAAGUUUGCUCCAGAUAAAUUUGAUUUGAUUAUUAAUUUAGCCAAUUUCUUAGAAGAGCAAGGAUUCAUCAAAUGCACUUCUGAUUAA